GGUAUACAGAUCUGCGGAUUCUGCGCAGGUGCCGCAACAGUAGCGCUGUGUUUUAAAAACCGCGGGGUGCGCGUGGCCUCUCCCACCUUUAUUCGCGUGUUUGGGGAAAAAAAGAAAAACAGAUGGAUGUGGGCGGUGGACAGAGGCGGCACAAUCCGGUGGACAGCAUCUGCCGCAAGCUGCAGACUAUCCAGCGCCGCGAUCUGGAGCCUAACUCCCUCUUCCAGAUCCCCAAGUUCCAGUCGCAUAGUUACGACAGCCCCCAGUCCGGCCUGCGCCGGAACCUGGAGGCCAUUCUGAAGAAGCGCACCGUCCGCAGCGAGAGCGAGUCGGACGGCUCGCCCGUCACCCGAAGCCCUUGCACCCCGCGCACCCCUGACAUGCUGACCCCCACAGGUUCUCCUUGGGACCGCCGUCACAGUCGUACCGUCACGCCAUCCAAUGCCACGUACACCAUCUCCAGCACGCAGCUGGACUGCCAGGGACUGGGGCCAGGCGAGGGUAGAACGUGGUCACGCAGUUGCUCUACUCCUGCGGCCCAGAAUCGUGACGGCUAUUUUAGCUUCUCUUCUUGCUGUGCCACCUACACCAAGCAGGGUAGCCGGCCGGUCCACAGGGACCCCCAGGAAAGUCCCUCCUCCAGCAUGUUCUCCUACAACCUCAACUUCUGCUCCACGGAGAACUCCAAUAUGCUGGACUGUGGCCUGGGUUGCCCUGCUGUAGUGGUCAAGAGGCUGUCCUUAUCCGAUGACCCCCUGUUCUCCUCAGAGGGCCGCAAAGAGGCCAUGACAGAGGUGAGCCUAAUCUGUGAAGAGGACCUCUUGGACACCAUCUUUCAUGCCUGUGACACCCAGCGCAGAGGCAAGGUGUACGUCUCCCGCAUUGUGGACUACCUGCGGCACACGACCAGCAGAAGCUCAGAGGACAGCGGCCUGGAGGAACUGUGCAACAUGUUGGACCCUGAGCACAAAGACAUCUCCAUUGACCUGGACACCUACCAUGCAGUCAUGAGGGAGUGGAUUGAUGACUGCCGCAACCAGGGGGACAGUACUCAAGAAGAUGUGACACAAGAGUCGGUCAAGCUGAAAGACAAUUUGUCAGCGAGGCGGUCGGCGCUGAUGAACAUGACCUCGGGCAGUCUGGAGGCGUUUGGGGGAGAGGCAUCACGCGGCGAUCUCGAGACCUCCGACCUGGUGUACUGUGUCGCCGAUCUCCAGUUUAACAACCACAAGCUGCAGGAGGAAGUCAGAAAGCUGAAGCAGGCUGCAGAGGCCAUGGAGGAGACCAACCACAAGCUGCUGGAAGAGAUUGAGGACCUCAGGAUGCAGGCCAAAAUAGGUCAGCAGUCAGCCCAGAAAGAGAAGCUGCUGAAGGAGGAGGUGGAGGAGAUGAAGGCCUCGCUCAGUGCUUUGGAGGAGAGCCGUGCUCGGGUAUCAGCCCAAAGCAAACAGACUGAGAGAGAGAACCAGAGUCUGAUUUCAAAAAUUGCUUCCCUUCAAGAAGAGAACCUCAAGGUUGCCGUGGAGAUGGACGACCUUCAGAAGAAGAUGAUAGAGCUGUGUGACCUCAAUGCUGAUCUCCAGGUGCAGAUCCACUCGUUUGAUUUAGUCAUAAAUGAAAAGGAUGGAUUACUACAAGAGAAAAGCCAGCAGAUUGAGGAUCUGAAGACUGCAGUCAUGGAGUACUCAUCAAUCAUGGAGCUUUUGAGAGCAGAAAAAGCCAAGCUGGAGAGUCACAUGCAGAUGAUGCAGCCAGAUUUCGGGGUUGCUGGUCUGUCCCUCUCGGUGGCAUACAGACUCAAUCAGACCAACUCAGGUUCUCUCCAGGCAGAACUGGCCCUUGCACAGGAAAUCCCUGAGUCCCUAGAUCGUCUAUCUUCGUCUUCCCUCUGUUUUGCUACCCCUCUGGACGAGACACUGGACCGCGAGGUCCUGCUUCUCCUCCAGGGCCCCACUCCAGAGCAGAUGUCCCUUGAGUUCAAAAACCUCAUCAGCAAACUGAAUCAGGACUUCAAAGAAGAUGGUUCAACAGUCCUCAGCACAGUGGAGCAGCUCAUAGACACGCACACCCACACACACCUGGAGGGUGGCUGGCACAAGACAGUUCAGGCCCUACAGGCUGAUCUGGAGCAGAAGCGGAGGGGCUGGAUGCACAGUCUGCAACGGCUAGACCAGUACACCGACUCAUUGGAGAAGGAGCUCAUUAAGAUGGCCAGCAACAUGCGCAGGUCCCGCACCGAGAUCCUGCACCUGUCAGUCAGGGUCCAAGAGCAGGAGAAUCAAAAGCAGCAGCUGCGUGAGGAGCUGGAACAGCUCAGAGGACCACACCAUGAGGGCACCGAUGCCAGCUCCCAAACGGAGGAGAUCCUUCACCAGGAGUGCGCCGACUCCAGCUCCCAGACGGAGGAGAUCCCUCACCAGGAGUGCGCCGACUCCAGCUCCCAGACGGAGGAGAUCCCUCACCAGGAGUGCGCCGACUCCAGCUCCCAGACGGAGGAGAUCCCUCACCAGGAGUGCGCCGAUUCCAGCUCCCAGACGGAGGAGAUCCCUCACCAGGAGUGCACCGACUCCAGCUCCCAGACGGAGGAGGACCUGCUACUGGUGUGGCCAAAGGAGGCUGUGGAGGAAUCUGAUGCCGAAGUACUAGGUCAACAAGAAGGGGGUAAUCUGCAACACUUUUCCCAGAAUGAAAAGGAAUUGCCCCAAACAGAACCUGAGAAAGAAGAGGAGCUGAGGAUCCUAACCAAUGAUGAAGAGCUGAAAAACCUAGGGUGUGAAGAAGAUGGGCAGCAGAACCUCAGGAAGGAGGAAGGAGUGCUGUUAGAUUUGAAGCCAAAGGAAGAGGAGCUACAGGCUGGCCUUCCUCAGGCACUGAUAGCACCCUUCUUCCAAAGCAGUGAGAGCACAGAAGGUGGAGAAGAAGAUCAUUGUGGGCCUUUGCAGGAAGCAGCUGUACCCACAGGAAUGGAGCAGUGCCACCAGCCCCCAGCUCUCAGUGCAGAGAUCUUAUUUCUGGAAGCCAGAGUCCCAGAAUGCACUGGGCCCGAGGACUGCCCCAUCCAGAGCGCCUCCACCACCAUAGAACAUAUUGCUGAGGCCGCUAGUCCUCCUCCUUUUCAGCCCCACUCUCAACUUGUUGAUGCCCUGAUCCUUCAUAUCCCCCGGUCCAAGAUUUGGCCUGCCCUGCCAAUAACUGGGUCCUUUCAGGACCUGACCACUCUGUCAGAGUACAUUCGGGCCAAGGAGUGUGACUGGGUGCCUCUGACGGCAAGGUCCCAUCUACCACUUCGUGGGGGAGAAAGCUGUGGAACCGAGGAGGAAGACGCCACCGUUUCCAGCAUGACUGACACUCAGGAUUUGACCUCGGACCAGCGAACCUCUGACGGCGCUCCCCUAAAAAGCCUGCCGGUGACAGGAGAAAAUCUGGUCGCCCUGGAGGAGAUGCACCUUUCCUCCACGGGAGUGGCAGACUCUUCAGAACAGCUGACGGGUGGAGAGGAGGGCAGUGCCUUGCCGUCUGUAUACGGAGCCUCUCUUCCGACAAAGAAGCAGGGCGCCGCUCUGAAGGGCCUCGCUGUAGAAGCCAAGGGAGAUGAUGGUAGCCCAUCACUGCAGCAGGGCGGCCAAAACCUGCGGGGGCUCAAGAGGGACUCUGUGACAAUGAGGAGUAAAUUUAAGAAAGACCUGGAACUUUCACGCAGCAUGGAGGCCAUUGAGGAGCACAAGACACAGGAAGAACUUACUGAAGCGUCUGAAAAAGGUGACAAUCCAUUAAAUUCUGAAGAUACAAUAAAUGACUCUGUGAAAGAGGAUAGAGACAGUCUGUCUCAGAAUGACAAAGAGAUUGAGACGGAGUUCCACCGCCUGUCCCUGGGCUUCAAGUGCGACAUGUUCACCCUGGAGAAGCGACUCCGUUUGGAGGAGCGCUCUCGCGACCUGGCUGAGGACAAUAUGAAGAGAGAGGUUUCCAGCUGCCAGGGGCUGCUGCAGGCUUUGGCACCCCUGUGCAGAGAUGACAAUCAGUGCAUGGAGAUCAUCCAGAGGCUUGGGAAGAACCUGGACAUCCUGAUCCAGUCGAUGAGCCGAGUGUCCAGUCGCUCCGAGAUGUUGGGGGCCAUCCACCAGGAGAGCAGGGUCAGCAAGGCUGUAGAGGUGAUGAUCCAGCAUGUGGAGAACCUGCGGAGGAUGUACACUAAGGAACACGCAGAGCUCAUGGAGCUUAGAGAGACUCUCAUGCAAAAUGAGCGGUCCUUCGGUUCCCAUGUCGAAAGAGACGAUUUCCGGAAUAAGAAGGUGCCAGGAUCCCAAUACUACAAGCAACGACAUGUCAGUAUUGCAACUUUUGGCCGCAGCACUGGAGGAAACUUGGACAUGACCAGACCCCAUGAUGCAGUGGACACAGAUGAAGACAGACUGGCUAGGAGAAGCUCAUGGAAAGUGGCAGGGAAGAACAGUCUGCGGCCAACGCUAAAGCGCGUCGUUAGCUCCUGUGCAUGGGCGGAGACCGAUGAGCCAACGCUCAUGAAGGGGUAUGAAUGCGAGACAGAGCCCCCCGUUGAAGAGGAAAAGAGGGAGCAGAAUACUGAGAGGAAGUCGAGCAUAACGGAACUGGGGAACAAAAUCGCAUCCCUCAUUAAAUCCUCUGUGAACACGGACCAGACGCCUUCUCCACCAAAGGAUGUUCGGCCCCCUGUGGUUAAAAGCGGCUGGGGACUGUGGGUCUCGGUGGUGAUGGUGGUGGUGCUGGCAGGCCUCCUGGCCCUCCUGGCGAGCCUGACGCUGCAGCCAGCGGUGGACGCGGCACCCGUCGGGCCUGGAGACUCCUGGGUUACCAUUCAGCAGCUACUGUGGCCCUACACCGGCCUGAGACACAAUGGCCAGCCACCCGUUUGAGAAGCUGUUGGCCCGAUGUGGCUGGAGAAUGAGAGAUGAGGGAACUUUACCUGCUCAGGUAGACUGCUGCGUGUGCAUGUGAUCCUUCUGGCCCAAGAGGACAUU
This is a messenger RNA of Scleropages formosus (Asian bonytongue), 4997 nucleotides long. It is a transcript of the gene lrmp, whose product is annotated as lymphoid-restricted membrane protein. The record is from RefSeq and is a predicted model, not a curated record. Bases 123 to 4892 code for a protein of 1589 amino acids. NCBI's taxonomy places the organism in Eukaryota, Metazoa, Chordata, Actinopteri, Osteoglossiformes, Osteoglossidae. The transcript has 39 exons. Gene Ontology annotation, cellular component: endoplasmic reticulum membrane.